AUGGCGGCCCUCCCCUCCGGUUGGGAAUGGGACUACGAUGGCUCCCGCUGGUUCUACCGCUACAAGCCCAAUGGCCAUGUCCAAUUCCACUUUCCGAAAGAGGGCGACGAGUUCCCAGACUUUGUUGACUGCUUUUCACCAGCCCCCGAGCUUGCCCCCGAGGAGAAACUCGAGAGCCAGCAACAGCUCAAAAGACGAACCACGGCCGAUGCCAAUCCCACAUCCAAGAUGCGCGCUACUGGCGGGCCCAUGUCCGAGUUUGGUAUGAGUCGAAGUGGCUUUGGAGGACCCAUGGACAACGACGAUGACGAUGGCGACGGCUUCUUCUUCCAGCCCGAGAACUUCAUGUAUCUCGGCCCCGGUGCCUACGACGAUAUCAGCCCGGAAGCUGACGAGGACGAGCGCGAAGAGGUAUUGGGCAGGCCGGGCGUCGGUGAAAGCGGCGAAGGCAGCAGUACCAAGAAUCAUGCGAUGCUCGAUGUUGCCAGUGUGAAGUCGGGCGUGUCGCCUCUGCAAAGCGAGACCAAUACACCCUCCAUCGUCAACAGUGUCCCUGUGAGAGGGGCCGAAGCUGUGUCUGAGGCACCAGCAGAGAUGGCCACCGUCGAGCAGCCUCUCAAUGUCAACACUGAUACCAGUCCGGAUCCCAGCCGGGCCCUCCCGCCAUCUCCUGGUGUUCCACUCCUCGAUUCAGUAGAAAAGCCCCGGCCAGGAUUCCCAGCCAAUUUCCAUAGUCCGCCAUGGGACCCAGUAGGAACCAUGGCCGAAAUGGCAACGGAACACACGGCGCCAGCUCGCAUCGAAACCCAUCCUGAUCCGGUUGAGAUGGCCGACACCGCGGUACUAGCUCCCAUCGAGACGAAUUUCGCCGACCUGGGUAUUGCCGAGCUGCCAGAGCGGACGAGUCCGGCGGAAGCGAAGCCGCCGUCUGCCCAGUCUACCCACGAUUUGUUGCACCAGACGAACAUGAGUGAUGCAGCCCUCUACGGCGCUACCUUUGGAACUGGAUCCAGGCCUCAAAAUUCAAAACUCAAGCGUCUCGAGGGCUCCAACGCGAUUCGGCCACAGGGAUAA
Colletotrichum fioriniae is the source of this 1074-nucleotide messenger RNA. Lineage: Eukaryota; Fungi; Ascomycota; Sordariomycetes; Glomerellales; Glomerellaceae. The record is from RefSeq and is a predicted model, not a curated record.